Messenger RNA from Pygocentrus nattereri (red-bellied piranha), 1632 nucleotides. RefSeq names its product DLA class II histocompatibility antigen, DR-1 beta chain-like. NCBI's taxonomy places the organism in Eukaryota, Metazoa, Chordata, Actinopteri, Characiformes, Serrasalmidae. The transcript is spliced from 6 exons. Gene Ontology annotation, molecular function: MHC class II protein complex binding. The record is from RefSeq and is a predicted model, not a curated record. Bases 14 to 742 code for a protein of 242 amino acids. Gene Ontology annotation, cellular component: membrane; MHC class II protein complex. Gene Ontology annotation, biological process: peptide antigen assembly with MHC class II protein complex; antigen processing and presentation of exogenous peptide antigen via MHC class II; immunoglobulin production involved in immunoglobulin-mediated immune response.
AUGUCGAGACAAGAUGAUCCUGAUUCUGCAGCUGCUGCUCGCUCUGAGUCUGAGCUUAAGAGCAGAUGGAUAUAAUCACUACACUGUGAAAGACUGUAUCACCAGUUCGUCAGAUCUCUCAGAUUUGGAAUACAUUAAUACAUAUUAUUUUAAUAAGGACCCAUAUAUACAGUUUAACAGCACGGUGGGGGAGUUUGUAGGGUUCACUGAGUUCGGAGUGAACAAUGCAGAGCGCUGGAAUAAGGGACCUGAAGUACAGCAGGAGAGAGCCGAGCUGGAGAGAUACUGCAAACACAACCUACCAAUAUACUACUCUACUAUUCUGGAUAAAGCAGUGAAGCCGAAGAUCCGCCUUAGGUCAAUAAAGCAGGCCAGUGGUGGUCAUCCAGCAAUGCUGGUAUGCAGCGCGUAUGGCUUCUACCCACCUGUCAUCGAUGUGUACUGGCUGAUAGACGGUGAAAAGGUGACCAGUGAUGUGACCGCCACUGUGGAGAUGGCUGACGGAGACUGGUACUACCAGAUCCACUCCUUCCUGGAGUACAUGCCCACAUCUGGAGAGAAGAUCUCCUGUGUGGUGGAGCACACCAGCUCCAAGGAGCCCAUCAUCGUUGAGUGGGAGGGUUCUUUUACUAAUUCUGAUAUGGCUAAGAUUAUCGUGGGAGCUUCAGGGUUCGUGUUGGGGAUCAUCCUGUCCACUGCUGGGUUCCUCUACUACAAGAUGAAAUCUCCAGAUUUCCUGUGAAGUAACGGUUCUUCUGUUGAUAGUGGGGUCAUCUUUAACGUCAGGUGGUGAAGCACUGAAGUCUAUAAUACAGCUUUAAUUACCUGCAUUGUGUUUAUAGAAUUCAUUUAAAAUAUCCGUUUCAUUGAACAUCAGUGUUUGCUUAAACAUGAGCUGAUAGGUUGCUUUGUGGAGGCUUCUUUGUUAGAUUGUUUUGGGUCAACAGAUGUACUUGGACUUGAUAUCAUCCCAAUUUAAAUGAAAACGGUCACUUAGGUCUUCUACAGCUUUUGUAUGAAGAGGCCAUUUUAAUGUCCAGGGAGAUUCACUCGAAAGAGGCCCCAGAUAUCCCGUAAUAGUUCACUCUAGGAUGAAGCAAUCUGAACUAAACAUGAGCUCCUCAGUAUAUGGACCUUCGAACAAGCUGAGAUGCCCCUGCGUCGGAGCGGUGAGGUGGGCACAGGACAGCCGUUAUGAUGUUUAACCUUUACAACUUCCAGGUACAGGGGUACCCCAUGUACCCCUUCAUGUGUCUGGAAGAAAACGUAGAUCACUUCAAGGCAUCACAUGUAAUGCAAUCAGUUGUUUUGGUUCAGAUUCCUUCAUCUUAAUGGGAGUUAGAACAGAAUAUUCGGGGCCUCUUUCAAGUGAAUCUCCCUGGACAUAUUCAAGCCUCAAAUAUUCUGUUUGUAUACUAAAAAAUACAACAACGAAACAAACAGGCAAAAAAAUAGACCUAUGUCUAUGUAAUUCAUGCCGUAUCAGGUUCAGGUUUAGCUUUAUCAACCACUGCAGCAGAUGGCUUUUCAGUGGUGUUGUGAUCAGUGUGUGUAACAUUACUGAAUCGGUUGUAAACCGGCUGUUGAUUUUGUGUGGAUUUUUCUGCCACUAAUAAACAAAUUUCUUAAAGA